Messenger RNA from Drosophila biarmipes, 1327 nucleotides. RefSeq names its product glucose-induced degradation protein 8 homolog. The record is from RefSeq and is a predicted model, not a curated record. Gene Ontology annotation, cellular component: nucleus; cytoplasm. Gene Ontology annotation, molecular function: protein binding. Gene Ontology annotation, biological process: proteasome-mediated ubiquitin-dependent protein catabolic process. NCBI's taxonomy places the organism in Eukaryota, Metazoa, Arthropoda, Insecta, Diptera, Drosophilidae. Bases 435 to 1151 code for a protein of 238 amino acids. The transcript is spliced from 4 exons.
GGAGGUCGUGUGCUGUGCACAAGGUACCCCUGGCCUGCUGGUGCGCCGUAGAGGGGCUCCACUGUUCCUGGAACGGGUUGCAACCCCCAAAACGAGUGCAGUCUCGGGGACUGGAAGACGAGCUGCAGACUGGAAAGGGCCAAGCGGGAUACGGAUACACAUCAGUGCGGAGGAGUAACUGGCGUCCAGGUCCUGCAGCUCCUGGGCCCAGAACAGUGUUCCAGCAGGCGCCGAGGGCAGCGCUCGCUCCGCGGCUGAUUUUUGGUCCAAUUGGUUGGAGUUGGACAGAGCCAAAGCCAAAAGAACCAGGAAUCAGCUUGCAACACCAGAACAGGCUACAAAAAACACAGGUGAAAUUUUUGCAAAUCUUCAAUUGACAACGACAGCAGCAACAAAAACAACAACAGUACCUAAUCAAACUAGAUCAAUUCAGAAUGGCCGAGCACAAGCCAUCGACUUCGUGGCCCCACCGGAUGAUGAGCUUCCAGUGCCGGCAGGCGGAUCUGAACCGGCUGGUGAUGAACUACCUGGUGACAGAGGGCUAUCAGGAGGCCGCCAAGCGGUUCAUGACCGAGGCGGCCGUGGCGCCGGGACCCCACAUGAACUCCAUUGGGGAUCGCUUGAGGAUCCAGGAUGCGGUGCGGGUGGGUCAGGUCAAGUACGCCAUGGACCUGGCCACGCGGAUUUACCCGCGCCUCUUCGAGACCGACAACUAUGUGUUUUUCCACAUGCAACAGUUGCGUCUGAUCGAGAUGAUCCGGGACCAGAAGAUGGAGAAGGCCCUGAAGUUCGCCCAGAGCAAGGCUGCGGGGUUCUCGAAGGUCGACCCAAGGCACUUCCACGAGGUGGAGCGCACCAUGGGGCUGCUGUCCUUCGACCGGCCGGAGUACAGUCCCUAUGGGGAACUGAUGUACUAUUCCUACCGCCAGAAGGUCGCUGGUGAAAUAAACGCGGCCAUGCUCCGCUGCCAGGAGAUGGAGGACGGCAAGGGCAAGGACGAGCCCAUGGAGCCGCGGAUGAUGUUCCUCAUCAAGCUGAUCCUCUGGGCCCAGGCCAAGCUGGAUCGUGAGGGCUGCACCGACUUCCAGAAGGUCGACCUGGGCCACGGCGACUUCGAGGAGGAGUUCCGCCGGAGCUUCCAGGGCUUCUAAGGCGAUGAACACACAAUAAUUGUCCAACGAUCGGUCGGCGUCUACUGCGAGACUAUAUGAUGUAUUUUUUUUUAGCAAAUCUACACACAUAAAAGUAUUUUUUUUGAACCUACAAUACGAAUGUCAUUUUUUUUGAGUGGAUGUUGAAUAUUAAAUAUUUCCAUAUCUUGAUGUAA